AUGAUGUCGGAAGAACACGAAAACUAUCGAUUUCUGAGUUUCAUCAACGCGACAGUCGUGGAGGAGAUCGGAUGGAGGCUUCCGCUUCGACUCAUCUAUUCCGUCGAGACGUUUCUGUUGAUCACCAAGUGAGUCCUUGACUAUGAUGGUAUAGAUUUACAAUGCUUCUUUCAGUUUCCUCGAAUACCUCUUCAACUUGUACCUCCUGCUUCGAAUCCGCGCGAUGCACUGCAACCUCCACGUGAUGCUUCUUCUCUACGGAGGCCAGUACUUCUUCUCAAUGUUCUCCAGACUCCUCCUCGUCUAUCAUCAGUUUAUUGGAUCGGAUUCGUCAUUCACAAGCCUUAUCUAUCUGGCCAACUACACCCGCACCAUUUGUCUAUUCGUCGCAUUCAUCAUGCUUCCCUUCCUGGUUUUUGAAAGGUUAGCCUUUCUUGCUGUUCAAGUCUAACUUAUUAUCCAGAUGUUUUGCAACUUGUUUUGCGGGUACCUAUGAAAAUGACCGUCACCUUUGGAUCCCACUCCUUCUGAUUUCGGUCAUGAUGCCAGUGAGUGUGCUCUUUGCAGUGGCUUAUAUAAAAAGUGAGUUUGUACUUGUUCUUCCAGUUUCCAAGUUUACCUGUACUUUCGGUCAGAUUGGUUCCCGAUCUACGCACACUGCACCCUGCUCAUACUCCUCAACAUCGGCGGCUCCGUGCUUCUCAUCAUCGUCACAAAGUGCAACGUCCGUCUCCACAAGUACGUGCUCCGCCCUUAAAACAAAACAUCCGUCUCAUCUUAAUUGUCUUCGCUUUCAGCUCUUACUCAGCAAUUGAACACUACCGACUCUACUCGCUGAGCGAGCGCUUUCAAGUCUCGGAAAACAUUAAAACAUGCCAGUGGCUGUCGCGCAUCCAGGGCUCCAUUCUGUUCUUCAACAUCGCCUGCGCCUCCAUCCUCAUCCUCGAGUACAUUUCGAUGGAUGAAAAGUUGAUCAUAGUGGCCAACGUCUCGUUUAACAUGUUGUGCACGUUGUACGCUGCAAUCGUACCCGUUGUAGUCAUUAGUUACACCCCGGAAUGGUCGAGAGAAACACUAAGAUUGGUGAGUCGAAUCUGCAGGCUACCCCAUGCACAAUAUUCAUUUUUACAGUGGCGUAUAAUCUUCUCGAGAUCCGACGACGAGCGUCGCAACCUGCGGACUACAUUCGGCGAAGAAAUGAGCUAUUCGGACAAAAACAUCGAGUCGCAAGUGUACUUUGAUCAGCUUCAGAAGAAUCUGACGAAACAGGCGAUGCACAAGUUAAGGAACAAGAAAAGAAACUCUUCGUUUAACAACAGUGAACAGGAAAUUUUUUUGUGA
Messenger RNA from Caenorhabditis sp. 36 PRJEB53466, 1341 nucleotides. The record is from the annotation of a GenBank genome assembly. Lineage: Eukaryota; Metazoa; Nematoda; Chromadorea; Rhabditida; Rhabditidae.